Messenger RNA from Physella acuta, 624 nucleotides. RefSeq lists its product as uncharacterized. Gene Ontology annotation, molecular function: calcium ion binding. NCBI's taxonomy places the organism in Eukaryota, Metazoa, Mollusca, Gastropoda, Physidae. The record is from RefSeq and is a predicted model, not a curated record.
AGAUAACGUUCUACAAUCCAGAUAAGUAAAUAUGUUGAUCUAAAACAUUUCUCUUUCAACAUUUGACUCGCUACUCUAUCACAAGCACCAUGCAGAUCGUGGCGUUGAUUCUUCUGCUACCCGCCCUAGCUCUCAGCCAGACCCCGGAACCAAUCGACAUCAACGAUCUGUUGACAACUGUCUUUCAAAUCCUCGACGACAACUCAGACAACCACAUAGCCAGGCACGAGAUUGACAUCUUUUUUCAGCAACACGACGAAAACUUCGACGGUCUGAUUGAGAAGAACGAGUUCAUCGACGCCGUCAACGCCCACUCGACAGGCACGAACCCCGCCCACGUACAGCUCAUCUACAACAUCUACCCCUUCCUUGACAUAGACAGUGACAACUUUGUUGACCACCAUGACCUUGACCAACUCUACCUGCGCGCGGACGCGGACAAAAAUGGACAAGUGACCCUGCCAGAGUUUGAAGUGUUCCUAACGCAGUUGCUUUUUGCCCACGGCUUUGACAAAUACUACGAAGAAAACUAAACAACGGACUGCCUUCUGUUAACUGUUUAGACGACAAAACACUAAGGAACAUUAAAUUGUUUUGAUAAUAAAAUACAAAAGUAAAUUUCAA